Molecule: messenger RNA, 4548 nt
Organism: Dipodomys spectabilis (banner-tailed kangaroo rat)
Lineage: Eukaryota; Metazoa; Chordata; Mammalia; Rodentia; Heteromyidae
Gene: Tnk2
Product: tyrosine kinase non receptor 2
Exons: 16
Coding region: 610-3777 (1055 amino acids)
Biological process (GO): regulation of keratinocyte differentiation; negative regulation of epidermal growth factor receptor signaling pathway; protein phosphorylation
Cellular component (GO): extrinsic component of cytoplasmic side of plasma membrane
Molecular function (GO): protein binding; ATP binding; protein serine/threonine/tyrosine kinase activity
Source: RefSeq, a predicted model, not a curated record
CUGCUGCGGCAUCCCGAGCCGCUGCCGGACUCCCGAGACGGCUCGUGCGCGCGCGCGGAGGGGCUCGAAAGUUCCGGGGAGCGGAGUUGGGAGAGUUGCGGCCACCCGGGACGGGAGGCGGUGGUCCUGGGAGCGCCCCCGGCGCGGCGAAACCGGCUCGAGCUGGUGGGGAGGGCUCGGCCCGUGGGGCCCCAGGGGCCUGACGGGGAGGGACGGCUGGGGGUGCAGGAAGCAAAUUGGCUGCCUGGAGUGCAGGAAGGACAAGUGGUGCGGGCUGUCCAGGAAACGUUCCUGAACGCGAAGGGGUCUCCAGGGAUCGAGGGACCCCCCGAGAGGCCCAGGACCAUCAGGCGCCGGCGGAGGAGGAGGUGGUAACCCACCAGCUGCGGGCCUGCCCCCAGGAUCCCUCCUGGGUUAGGGUGACCCAGGAUGUAGGGGCUGGUGGUAUGGGGAGCGGUGGCGCGCUGCGAAUCUGACAGCUUUGGAAAGCCGCUGCCGGAGGGCUGGCAGUGCCCUGCAGGAUCCUCUUCUAGCACCGUUUGGGUGCCACCGAAGCUGUGUCUUGUCUGCCAGGGGCUGCUGAAGCGACAGAGGCUGGGAAGCAGCAGCAUGCAGCCAGAGGAGGGCACAGGCUGGCUGCUGGAACUUCUGUCUGAAGUGCAACUACAGCAGUACUUCCUGCGGCUCCGCGAUGACCUCAAUGUUACUCGCCUAUCCCAUUUUGAGUAUGUCAAGAACGAGGACCUGGAAAAGAUCGGCAUGGGCCGGCCUGGCCAGCGGCGGCUGUGGGAGGCUGUGAAGAGGAGGAAGGCUAUGUACAAACGCAAGUCAUGGAUGAGCAAGGUGUUCAGUGGAAAGCGGCUGGAGGCUGAGUUUCCCCCUCAUCACUCUCAGAGCACUUUCCAGAAGCCUUUGCCCACCACUGGUGGCCCAGCAGGUGAGGGGGCCCUGCAGAGCCUCACCUGCCUCAUUGGGGAAAAGGACCUGCGCCUCCUGGAGAAGCUAGGAGAUGGCUCAUUUGGUGUGGUGCGCAGGGGUGAGUGGGAUGCCCCUGCGGGGAAAACGGUGAGUGUGGCUGUGAAGUGCCUGAAGCCUGAUGUGCUGAGCCAGCCGGAGGCCAUGGACGACUUCAUCCGGGAGGUCAAUGCCAUGCAUUCCCUUGACCACAGAAAUCUUAUUCGUCUCUAUGGGGUGGUACUCACACCACCCAUGAAGAUGGUGACAGAGCUGGCACCUCUGGGAUCCUUGUUGGACCGGCUACGUAAGCACCAGGGUCACUUCCUCCUUGGGACUCUGAGCCGUUACGCUGUGCAGGUGGCUGAAGGCAUGGGCUACCUGGAGUCUAAGCGCUUUAUUCACCGUGACUUGGCUGCUCGAAACCUGCUGUUGGCUACACGUGACUUGGUCAAGAUUGGAGACUUCGGCCUGAUGCGAGCUCUGCCCCAGAAUGAUGAUCACUAUGUCAUGCAGGAACAUCGCAAGGUGCCAUUUGCCUGGUGUGCCCCUGAAAGCCUGAAGACACGGACUUUUUCCCAUGCCAGCGAUACCUGGAUGUUUGGAGUCACAUUGUGGGAGAUGUUCACCUAUGGCCAGGAGCCCUGGAUUGGCCUCAAUGGUAGUCAGAUUCUGCAUAAGAUUGAUAAGGAGGGGGAGCGCCUGCCUCGGCCCGAAGACUGCCCUCAGGAUAUCUACAAUGUCAUGGUCCAGUGCUGGGCUCACAAGCCAGAGGACAGACCCACAUUUGUGGCCCUUCGGGAUUUCUUGCUGGAGGCCCAGCCCACCGACAUGCGUGCCCUUCAGGACUUUGAGGAACCAGACAAGCUGCACAUCCAGAUGAAUGAUGUCAUCACUGUCAUUGAGGGAAGAGCUGAGAACUAUUGGUGGCGUGGGCAGAACACACGGACACUGUGUGUGGGGCCCUUCCCUCGCAACGUGGUGACCUCUGUGGCUGGCCUGUCAGCCCAAGACAUCAGCCAGCCCCUACAGAACAGCUUUAUCCACACGGGACAUGGCGACAGCGACCCCCGCCACUGCUGGGGCUUCCCCGACAGGAUUGACGAGCUGUAUCUGGGGAACCCUAUGGACCCUCCUGACCUGCUAAGCGUGGAGCUGAGCGCCUCCCGAGCCUCCCAGCAUCUAGGAAGAGUGAAAAGGGAGCCUCCACCUCGCCCACCUCAGCCUGCCAUCUUCACUCAGAAACCUACCUAUGAUCCUGUGAGUGAAGACCAAGACCCACUGUCCAGUGACUUCAAGAGGCUGGGCUUGCGGAAGCCAGGUCUGCCCCGAGGGCUGUGGCUAGCAAAGCCCUCUGCCCGCGUAUCUGGCACGAAGGCAGGUCGAAGUAGCGGGAGCGAGGUGACACUCAUCGACUUUGGCGAGGAGCCUGUGGUCCCUGUGCCGCGGCCCUGUGCGCCCUCCCUGGCACAGCUGGCCAUGGAUGCCUGCUCCCUGCUGGACAAGACACCACCUCAGAGCCCCACGCGAGCAUUACCACGACCUCUGCACCCCACACCUGUGGUGGAUUGGGAUGCACGCCCACUGCCUCCGCCCCCUGCUUAUGAUGAUGUGGCUCAAGACGAGGAUGACUUCGAGGUCUGCUCCAUCAACAGCACCCUGGUGGGCGCAGGGCUCCCUGCUGGGCCCAGCCAGGGCGAGACCAAUUACGCCUUUGUGCCCGAGCAGGCACCGCUGCCCCCUGCCCUGGAGGACAACCUGUUCCUCCCACCCCAGGGUGGGGGCAAGCCACCCAACUCAGCCCAGACCGCAGAGAUUUUCCAGGCCCUACAGCAGGAGUGUAUGCGACAGCUGCAGGUCCCCACUGGCUCCCUGGCCCCCUCACCCAGCCCGGGGACUGAUGACAAGCCGCAGGUGCCCCCCCGGGUGCCCAUCCCCCCUCGGCCCACGCGGCCACGUGUGGAGCUCUCUCCAGCCCCCAUGGGUGAGGAAGAGACAGGUCGGUGGCCUGGGCCCGCCUCUCCUCCCCGGGUACCGCCCCGGGAGCCCCUGUCCCCUCAAGGCUCCAGGACCCCCAGCCCCCUAGUGCUGCCUGGCAGCUCCCCGCUGCCACUUCGCCUCUCAAGCUCGCCCGGGAAAACAAUGCCUACCACCCAGAGCUUUGCCUCAGACCCCAAGUACGCCGCACCCCAGGUGAGCCAGGCUCCCGGCCCCCGGGCUGGUCCCUGCAUCUUGCCCAUUGUCCGAGAUGGCAAGAAGGUCAGCAACACGCACUACUAUCUGCUGCCUGAGCGCCCUCCCUACCUGGAGCGCUACCAGCGUUUUCUGCGUGAGGCGCAGAGCCCCGAAGAGCCAGCUGCCCUGCCUGUGCCCCUGUUGCUUCCUCCACCCAACACCCCAGCCCCUGCUGCCCCCACUGCCACCGUUAGGCCAAUGCCCCAGGCUUCCCCAGACCCCAAGGCCAACUUCUCCACCAACAACAGCAACCCAGGGGCCCGACCACCAGCCCUGAGGGCCACUGCUCGGCUGCCACAGAGGGGCUGCCCUGGGGAUGGGCCAGAGGCUGGACGGCCAGCAGACAAGGUCCAGAUGCUACAGGCCAUGGUGCAUGGGGUGACCACAGAGGAGUGCCAGGCGGCCCUGCAGAGCCACGGCUGGAGCGUGCAGAGGGCUGCCCAGUAUCUGAAGGUGGAGCAGCUCUUUGGGCUAGGUCUACGGCCACGGGUGGAGUGCCACAAAGUGCUGGAAAUGUUUGACUGGAACCUGGAGCAAGCUGGCUGCCACCUUCUGGGUUCCUGUGGUCCUGCCCACCACAAGCGCUGAGAGGUGUCUGGAGAGCGAAGGUCUGUCCUGAAGGAAUCACUUGAGCCUGUCCAUGUGACAAGGGUGGGGAGACGCCUCCCACUUGGGCCUGGAGGACCUGCCACUGCCUGCUGCUCCCAGUAGACAGUGAGGCCAUGGCGGCAGGGGGCUGGAGCCCCGCCGUGCCGUCUCACUCCCCAGCGCUGUCCCUGCACACCGGGUUCCACCCUCAGUGUCCCAGCCAGCUGGUGGGGAGAGCCCUGUGAAGCACACUGAGAGCCGGGUGUGGCUGGUCUGUAGCUGGAGUGCCCCCCGCCCCAGGCCCCGCUCAGGGGCGUCAGACUGACCAGGAGCCAGGCUUGAUCCGGACCAGGAGGACGUGUUGGUCACACAGAAUGGUGGGCCAGCACCCAGUGGGCCCUUCGCAGGGAUGGGCCCCUUUUUAGGAAAUGUAUGGCAGGCAGUUGGGGUGACUUGUGGCCUUGCCAUGGACAUGUUAGGGGGCUUGGCUGUUCUUGCUCUUGCUCCUGGAAAUAGCCUGAGGUGGCUCGGGAAGCAGAGAGUGGGUGCCAGACUGUUUUCUGGCAGGGACCAGGGCCCAGGGCCCUAGGGUUGGAAGGAGACCAAGGAGGCAGCUGCCCUGGAAGAUACCAGUGCUUCCUGUUAGACCGACCCCAACUCUUCUUUUGUGCCAUUCCAUGUUUUCCCACCAGCCCAUCGCCAAAGUUGCCCCCGCUAUGGAUAUCUGCUUCUUCCAGAGAAAUAAAGUUAGUUUCUAUUUUAUGUAACUUA